UCCUCUCUCUCCACUGAUGAGACUGCUCUCUGCUUGCUGGACUCCAGUCUGUCUGUCUGUCUCUCUCUCUCUCUCUCUCUGUCCAAAUUUGGGAUCUCUAUCUAUCUUUUCUACUGGUAUAGUAGUAGUAGUAGUAGUAGUGAAUCUUAUUAGAUAGAUAGAGAAUACUAGAAUUGAUGGGUUCGAAGCCGUUGUUCUACCCGGCUCCGACCUAUCUGACUUUAGAGACCUAUUGGGACUCCGACGACGACUCCCCUGGUCCCCGCUGCGCCCACACUCUCACCUCCGUCGCCGCCACCUCCUCUCACGGCCCCCGACUCAUCCUCUUCGGCGGCGCCACCGCCAUCGAGGGCGGCCCCUCCCCCUCCGCCCCCGGCAUCCGGUUAUCUGGUGUGACGAACUCCGUUCAUUCCUAUGAUGUUCUCACCAGGAAAUGGACCAGACUCCGACCGGCUGGUGAGCCGCCUUCUCCUAGGGCAGCGCAUGCGGCAGCUGCUGUCGGCACUAUGGUUGUGUUUCAGGGCGGCAUAGGUCCUGCUGGGCAUUCGAGUGAUGAUCCCUAUGUGCUUGACUUGACCAAUGACAAAUUCAGGUGGCAUAGGGUUGUAGUUCAUGGACAGGGUCCGGGCCCUCGAUAUGGCCAUGUGAUGGACUUGGUUGCCCAAAGAUAUCUUGUUACUGUCAGUGGCAAUGACGGAAAAAGAGCGUUGUCGGAUGCUUGGGCUCUGGAUACUGCUCAGAAGCCAUACGCAUGGCAGAGGCUUAAUCCAGAUGGUGAUAGACCUUCUGCUAGAAUGUAUGCAACAGCUAGUGCCCGCUCAGAUGGCAUGUUUUUGCUAUGUGGGGGAAGAGAUGCCUCAGGCACGCCAUUGGCAGAUGCUUAUGGGCUGCUCAUGCAUCGGAAUGGUCAGUGGGAGUGGACUCUUGCACCCGGGGUGUCUCCUUCACCAAGAUAUCAACAUGCUGCGGUCUUUGUUGGUGCUAGAUUGCAUGUUACAGGAGGUGUUCUUAGAGGAGGACGUGCAGUUGAAGGGGAAGCUGCCAUUGCAGUAUUGGACACUGCUGCUGGAGUUUGGUUGGAUAGAAAUGGGCUGGUGACUUCCUCACGAACAAACAAGGGACACACCGAACAUGAUCCUUCUUUGGAGAUUAUGCGUCGUUGUCGGCAUGCAGCUGCAUCUGUUGGGGUUCGGAUAUAUAUUUAUGGCGGUCUCAAAGGAGAUAUGGUGUUAGAUGAUUUCUUGGUUGCGGAAAACCCACCUUUUCAGUCUGACAAUAAUUCUCCUGUACUAACAUCUGAGAGGGCUGCAACUGUGACAAGUCCCAGAACAAACUAUUUCAGUUUAAAUUCAUUCAGCCCAAGUUUGGAUGGCAGACCUGAGAGUCCCACCUCCAGUGGCAAAAGCAUGGACAAGGAAUCUAUGGAGAAACUAGCUGAGGCUUCUGCCGCCGAGGCUGAGGCUGCUACUGCCGUCUGGCAAGCUGUGCAGGCAGCCUCUGCCACUCCAGAAGAAACACCUGUAUCAGAUGACAACUCACAAGUUGCAGAGACUACUUCAGAGGGUAGUGACACUGAGGCAGACGUUCGCCUUCACCCUAGAGCUGUUGUAGUUGCUAAAGAGGCAGUGGGGAACCUGGGUUUGAUGGUAAGGCAGUUAUCCUUGGAUCAAUUUGAAAAUGAGAGUAGACGAAUGGUUCCCUUGCAUAAUGACCAGUCAUAUCCUGCCAAAAAGAUUACCAGGCAGAAGUCUCCCCAAGGCUUGCAUAAGAAGAUAAUUUCUACAUUGCUUAGGCCUCGGAAUUGGAAAGCUCCUGCUAAUAGGAGGUUUUUUCUGGAUUCUUAUGAAGUGGGUGAGCUAUGCUAUGCUGCUGAACAGAUCUUUAUGCAGGAGACUACAGUUCUUCAAUUAAAAGCUCCCAUCAAAGUGUUUGGUGAUCUUCAUGGACAGUUUGGUGAUUUAAUGCGGCUAUUUGAUGAAUAUGGAUUUCCUUCCACUGCUGGAGACAUAACGUAUAUUGACUAUUUGUUUCUUGGUGAUUAUGUCGAUCGAGGACAGCACAGCUUGGAGACCAUCACCUUGCUCCUUGCACUAAAGAUUGAGUAUCCUGAGAAUGUUUUUUUGAUACGGGGGAAUCAUGAGGCUGCUGACAUAAAUGCACUCUUUGGUUUUCGUCUUGAAUGCAUUGAGAGAAUGGGAGAGAAUGAUGGGAUCUGGGCAUGGACACGAUUCAAUCAACUUUUUAACUAUCUUCCUCUGGCUGCACUCAUUGAGAAAAAAAUUAUCUGUAUGCAUGGUGGCAUAGGGAGGUCCAUACAUUCGGUAGAACAGAUAGAGAAACUUGAAAGACCCAUAACAAUGGAUGCUGGAUCUAUAAUCUUAAUGGAUCUUCUAUGGUCUGAUCCCACAGAAAAUGAUAGUGUGGAGGGUUUGAGACCAAAUGCUAGAGGUCCUGGUCUUGUCACUUUCGGGCCUGAUCGAGUCACAGAUUUCUGUAAGAAAAACAAAUUGCAACUCAUUAUAAGAGCCCACGAAUGCGUUAUGGAUGGGUUUGAACGAUUUGCUCAGGGGCAGUUGAUCACUCUCUUUUCUGCAACAAACUAUUGUGGGACUGCCAACAACGCUGGGGCAAUUUUGGUAGUUGGCAGAGGAUUAGUUAUCGUGCCAAAAUUGAUUCAUCCGUUGCCACCUCCCCUUCAGUCCCCAGAGACAUCUCCAGAGCGUGCCAUAGAUGAUACAUGGAUGCAGGAGCUUAACAUUCAAAGACCGCCAACUCCUACCAGAGGUCGCCCACAGCCUGAUCUUGACCGGAACUCACUCGCAUAUAUCUGAAUUCCGUGUGAUAUAUUUGUUCAUUUACAAUGCCUAAACAGGGGGAUCCCUAGGUUUGAAAAGUGCAUGAUCACAGCCCAGGUGUGCAUCAAUUGGGAGAUCCACCAUCAUUCGCAUGAUAGCAGCCAGUGUUGUGUUGUAUUUUCAUAGAUACCGAGUUUCAUAGGAGGCUUGUCUAGUCUACACAUAAUUUGAGGAUAGCAGAAAAGUAGUAGUUAGCAGAUGCAUGGUGAUUGUACCUCCCCAGAUUGUUUUUAUUUGUACAAUUUAAGCGAGUGUGUGGGCAAGUUUGAUGCCCGGGGAAGUUGGUCGUCUUUGGUUUUGUGUAUUGUAAUGUAAAUAUAUAUUAUUUAUAUACAUCUUUUUAAAUAGUGAUUACUUACAAUUUUUGAUGGGUAAUAAA
Messenger RNA from Camellia sinensis, 3234 nucleotides. Its product is annotated as serine/threonine-protein phosphatase BSL1. Gene Ontology annotation, molecular function: protein binding; phosphoprotein phosphatase activity. Lineage: Eukaryota; Viridiplantae; Streptophyta; Magnoliopsida; Ericales; Theaceae. The record is from RefSeq and is a predicted model, not a curated record. Gene Ontology annotation, biological process: brassinosteroid mediated signaling pathway.